Messenger RNA from Colias croceus (clouded yellow), 2375 nucleotides. It is a transcript of the gene Gk2, whose product is annotated as glycerol kinase-like. Bases 152 to 2200 code for a protein of 682 amino acids. Gene Ontology annotation, biological process: glycerol-3-phosphate biosynthetic process; glycerol metabolic process; triglyceride metabolic process. Lineage: Eukaryota; Metazoa; Arthropoda; Insecta; Lepidoptera; Pieridae. Gene Ontology annotation, molecular function: glycerol kinase activity. The record is from RefSeq and is a predicted model, not a curated record. Gene Ontology annotation, cellular component: mitochondrion. The transcript has 13 exons.
GUGUCAAUUUUUCUUUUGCUAGAAACUAAGAAAAUUUUAAAUAGAACUUGUGUAAUAUGAAAUAAAUUCGUGGACUGACAUAAUUAUGCGAUAAUAUUUAUUUGGUGAUAUUGAGUUUUUCAAUUUUCAGGGAAGUAUAAUAGGCGACGAUAUGCCAGUACGCGAGGGUGCGGGGAAAUCGCUGGUGGGGGCAAUCGACGAUGGAACCAAAACUGUUAGAUUUGUUAUAUACGAAGCCGAAAGGUCGGAAGAGUUGGCGGCCCACCAGCUCGACAAAACUGAAUUACAGCCCCAGGAGGGAUGGUGUGAACAAGAUCCUAUGGAGAUCAUACAUCAUAUACGGGUCUGCGCUGAGAAUGCUAUAGAUCAGCUGACUGAAUUAGGUUAUUCAAAAGAAGACAUAGUAACAUUAGGUAUAACAAAUCAAAGAGAGACCACAAUAGCUUGGGACAAAUUCACUGGCGAACCACUCCAUCCUGCUAUAGCCUGGCAUGACAUACGCACAGACAGCACAGUGGACGCCAUUCUGGCGAAAGUGCCAGACCGCAAUAAGAACUAUUUGAAGAACAUUAGCGGCCUGCCAAUAAGCCCAUACUUUAGUGCGUUGAAAAUGCGCUGGCUUAAGGAUAAUGUGAAGGCUGUUAGACGGGCCAGUAGGGAUAAACGGUUGCUGUUUGGUACCGUCGAUUCGUGGAUAAUCUGGAAUUUAACAGGUGGUCCUCAUGGAGGUCUUCAUAUCACAGAUGUAACAAACGCGUCUAGAACUCUAUUAAUGAAUUUGGAGACACUUAACUGGGAUCCCAUGCUGUGUAGACUAUUUGGCGUACAUCGAGAUUCGUUGCCACAAAUAAGGAGCAGUUCGGAAAUAUAUGGAAUCGUUAAGGAUGGUUCAAUUUUAGACGGAAUUAGGAUAUCUGGGGUACUAGGCAACCAGCAAGCUGCGCUCGUAGGUCAGAACUGUCUACAAGCUGGACAAGCCAAAAACACAUACAGAAGUGGAUGUUUCCUGCUAUACAAUACGGGGACUAGACGGGUGCAAUCCACCCAUGGGUUGCUAACUACAGUCGCGUAUAGACUGGGGCCGAAUGCACCGCCUGUUUAUGCUUUGGAAGGAUCGAUUGCCGUAGCCGGGGGUGCGAUGAAGUUCCUCCGGGACAACCUUCGUCUCAUACAAGAUGUGUCCCGGGACACGGAGCACAUAGCGGGGCAGGUGUUUUCAACGGGCGAUGUGUACUUUGUGCCAGCUCUAAGCGGCUUGUAUGCACCGUAUUGGAGGAAAGACGCUAGAGGAAUUAUAUGCGGUCUAACGGCUUUCACAACGAAGAAUCACAUCAUCCGAGCCGCAUUGGAGGCUGUGUGCUUUCAGACUAGGGAUAUUCUAGAAGCAAUGAACAAAGACUGCGGUAUGCCGCUGUCCAAAUUAAGCGUGGAUGGAAAGAUGACAUCCAACGAUUUACUGAUGCAGUUACAAGCUGACCUGAUUGGUAUACCUGUGUUGCGAGCGCACACGUGGGACAUGUCCGCUCUGGGCGUGGCCAUCAUGGCGGGCCACUCGGCCGGCGUGUGGAGCUGCGACAAGUGGAAACGGCAUAGUACAGCCACAGAUACCUUCCUGCCGACCACCACGGAUGAUGAUCGCGACGCGCGGUAUACGAAAUGGAAAAUGGCGGUGCAACGGUCGCUCGGCUGGGCUACAACCAAGAAGUCCAUCGCUAUGACAGGUCAGAAAAGAAAAAAUAGCACCAUACAAAGUGUUGACACUAUAUCCCCGCCUUCCAGCCGUAAAGCUUCCGUAGACACGGCCAUAGACAAGUCCACAGAGGACGAAAUAGACGAAAUCAUACAACAAUCAGCCAGAAAGUUCUCGAUUUUCGUCCCCCUAAAAUCUCCCAAAGACGAACAUACAAUACUAGAUGAUGCAGAGUAUUUCAUGAACAAAAAGGAAUGCGAUUAUGGCGGCUGUCAGUGCUGCCAACAUAAGAGAAAAUUACAAACAGACUGGACUACGAUCGAAGAAAUCAUUGAAAACGAUCCAGAAAUUAUUUUUGAUGGCGACGAUAAUCCUAUUAUAGUUGAACCGAAACGCGAAUUGCACAUGGACUCUGGGAUCUUGAAACUGAAAAGUCGACUGCAUUUUGACAGAUUGCCCGCCAUUUUUAAAAAUAUAGUCAGCAAACUGUCACCUACGUCAGUGACGUGAUGAUUUUUUUUAUUGCCACGAGGCUAAAGCGCUAAGACAAUGUUGCUAGUAUUAUUUUUUUUAUUUUACUUUUUAUUUAUUUUUAGUAUUGAAAUUUUUAGUCAAUGUAAACUAGUACUUAACCAUAAUAUAAGACUGGUACUAACUCGAGUUAAAUAAAAGUAUUAUUUUGCCA